AUGCCGAAACAGACCCCAGUGCGAUCACCGAAGAAAUCUGGUCCAUAUCCUUCUCCGAAGCGAAGGCGAGCGCUAUCCUCUCAAACCAGAGUAGGAAUAGCAGCCUCUCCAUCAGUCCCAGAACCUGAGCCUGAGCCUGAACCAGUCAGACCGGCAGCUAUGAAUACCAGCCGAAUGGCGACGGGUGUCUCCGCUACCAUGGCACCCCAGGCAGCAAACCCUUGGCAGAGAACAGCAACCCCUGUAUACUCUAUGCCCCCUCCCCUCUCGUAUACACAGCGGCUAUCAAUGCCUGAGAGGCUGCCUAUCCACCCGCCUCCGAGCCCUGGAACCCCCGGCCACCUUCCGAGUGCAUCAACCCCUUGGUCCGCGCAGGACGAUGAAAUUUUGCUAGCCGCACGAGCCCAAGCCCAUGGCUGGAACCAGAUUCAACGGGAUAAUUUUCCCACCAAGUCGUCAAACGCAUGUCGCAAGCGCUAUGAGCGACUGAUUGCCAAACGUCGUGGCUCAGACUGGAAUGAUGAACGAGUUGACAAAGUCGCCAGCUACUACAUGCAAUUGCGGGAAAAGACAUGGCAGCCCUUGGCUGAGGCUGUGGGUGAGGACUGGAGGGAUGUGGAAAAAUUGGUAAGUCAAGACCAGCUAGUUAGCCCCCUGAGCCAAGUUCACUUCUCUGUCUACUUGGAUUUUUACUCUGCCGCUGGCCCCCCGAUCCCUCCCUUUUUCCCGCAAAUACCGUCUCGAGUUGGAAAAGAGACUAAUGCAAGACAUACAUAG
Trichophyton benhamiae CBS 112371 is the source of this 777-nucleotide messenger RNA. RefSeq lists its product as uncharacterized. The coding region runs from base 1 to 777 and encodes 258 amino acids. NCBI's taxonomy places the organism in Eukaryota, Fungi, Ascomycota, Eurotiomycetes, Onygenales, Arthrodermataceae. The record is from RefSeq and is a predicted model, not a curated record. The transcript has a single exon.